This is a messenger RNA of Ficedula albicollis (Collared flycatcher), 2867 nucleotides long. It is a transcript of the gene CHRNB3, whose product is annotated as cholinergic receptor nicotinic beta 3 subunit. The coding region runs from base 101 to 1468 and encodes 455 amino acids. Gene Ontology annotation, molecular function: transmembrane signaling receptor activity; acetylcholine-gated monoatomic cation-selective channel activity. Lineage: Eukaryota; Metazoa; Chordata; Aves; Passeriformes; Muscicapidae. Gene Ontology annotation, biological process: signal transduction; monoatomic ion transmembrane transport; chemical synaptic transmission. The transcript has 6 exons. The record is from RefSeq and is a predicted model, not a curated record. Gene Ontology annotation, cellular component: neuron projection; postsynaptic membrane; synapse.
UUGAUUUUUAGCUAGACUGUUUUAGUCCCUUACAGAGAUGAGACCGAUUUGCUUAUGAAAACAGAAGAUCAGAUUUAAAGGAAAAGCCACGGUGGUGCCCAUGCUUUGCCUGGUGCUCCUUGUGCUGUGCCUGAGCCGCUCAGAUGUGAAUGCCUUCAGUUCAAUUGCUGAAAAUGAGGAUGCACUCCUUAAGCACUUAUUUGAAGGCUAUCAGAAAUGGGUCCGCCCUGUAGAAAACUCCAAUGACACCAUCAAAGUCCUUUUUGGGUUAAAGAUAUCACAGCUUGUGGAUGUGGAUGAGAAGAACCAGCUGAUGACAACCAACGUGUGGCUGAAACAGGAAUGGAUCGACCACAAACUCUCCUGGAAUCCAGAUGAAUACGGUGGCAUCACUGCUAUCCGGGUCCCCUCUGAGUCUCUGUGGCUUCCAGACAUUGUUUUGUUUGAAAAUGCUGACGGACGUUUUGAGGGAUCCCUGAUGACCAAAGCCAUAGUGAAGUACAAUGGAGUGGUGACCUGGACACCACCGGCCAGUUAUAAGAGCUCCUGCACAAUGGAUGUGACCUUCUUCCCCUUCGACAGGCAGAACUGCUCCAUGAAGUUUGGGUCGUGGACAUACGAUGGCAAUAUGGUGGACUUGAUUUUAGUGGAUGAAAAUGUAGACAGGAAAGACUUCUUUGAUAAUGGGGAGUGGGAGAUCUUAAAUGCCAAAGGUAUGAAAGGCAACAGGAGGGAUGGGCUGUACUCCUACCCGUUUGUCACUUACUCCUUUGUGUUGAGGCGCCUUCCAUUGUUUUACACUCUUUUCUUAAUAAUCCCUUGCCUGGGCUUGUCUUUUCUAACUGUCCUGGUGUUUUACCUACCUUCAGAUGAAGGAGAAAAGCUUUCAUUGUCGACAUCAGUUCUAGUCUCCCUCACUGUUUUCCUUUUAGUGAUUGAGGAAAUAAUCCCUUCUUCUUCCAAAGUCAUCCCUCUGAUCGGUGAGUAUCUGCUCUUCAUCAUGAUCUUUGUGACCCUCUCCAUCAUCGUGACUGUGUUUGUUAUCAAUGUCCACCACCGAUCCUCAGCAACUUACCACCCCAUGGCUCCCUGGGUUAAAAGGCUCUUUCUCCAGAAGUUGCCUCGUCUGCUCUGCAUGAAGGGCCAUGUAGAUCGCUACUCAUUCUCAGAGACUGAAGAAAAGGGAACCACCUCAAAAUCAAAGUUUCUGGGGAAGCAGAAGUACAAGCAAGCAAAAGAUGGAGAAAAAAUUGUCAUUGCUUUUCUGGAAAAGGCAGCUGACUCCAUUCGAUACAUUUCCAGGCACGUUAAAAAGGAGCACUUCAUCAGACAGGUUGUACAAGACUGGAAAUUUGUAGCUCAAGUCCUGGAUCGGAUCUUCCUGUGGUUAUUUCUGGUGGUGUCAGUGACAGGUUCAGUUCUCAUCUUUACCCCUGCAUUACGGAUGUGGUUGAACAACACUUUGUAGAAAACACUCCUGCAGUAACAUACAGCAAGUACAGAGCCAAGGGAUGGUGGUGCCUUGGAGCUUGGCCUCUGCUGUACAAGAGAGGAAGCAGCAGCAAGAAGGAGGAAUGUGAUGGUAACAGUGGGCAUUUAUCAGGGCUUUUAAUCCUCACAACUCUACCAGUUAUAGAUUUUGCUGAAAUCAGAGAAGACCUUGGUGCACAGCCAAGGCCUAAAGUGAACUGGGGUUCACAACUGGGUUAUAAUUAUUUUGUUGUUAGCUUGGUUGUAUUACUAUAAAAGCCAAGAUUAUUAGUUAAAAUUGGAAAUAGAAGAUCUUGCAAAAUCAUUAUACUUAAAAGGUAUAUCUGCCUGUAAAAAUGCUACAUUAUAAAUGAAGUUACAGUAGGAACUCAAGUCUCUACUCAGUUCAUCUGUGUUUCCAAGUAAAAACCACUAAGUGUCUACAGGUUGCUUUAUGCGUAUGUCAGAACUGGCAAUUGCAUAGCACGUGCAUCAGAAAAAGUAUAAAUUCUUCUUAGAUGGGAUGCUCAAAACCUUGACUCUCUAGCCUCACCUUGCAGGAUCAGCUCGACAGGGGCAGAAUCUGCCACUGUCCACCCGCUACCAGCCUUUAUGAUGUGCGCACUUGGUCUCUCACCUCAGCCAUCAGGUAUUGCCCAAUACAAGGUAUUGCCCACUUUUCAGAAUUAUUUGCAAUUUUGCUUGCUGCUGUGCAAUGUACCAGAAGGCUGGCAAAGUGAUGAUUUUUCCCCAUGCUGCACAUUUAGAAACGAUUAUUCCUUCACCUGCUUUUUCACAAGUGGAAUAUCACCUAAGUGAAGGUGGCUAUGCUCCUCCAUAGGGUAACAGUGAUAUUCCUGAAGUGUUCAGCUGGAGGGAAGCUGCAGACAUCUCUUUUGGCAGACGAAAGUUGUGGUUGUUGCAGGAAUGGGAUUUCUCUUGAGAGCUGUGGGGUGGGCUGGUCAUCAGGAAGAUACAUUUUUGGAUGUUGGCUUGUCCGUGUUUCCUAGGCAAUUCAGAAUUUCAUUCCUUUGAUUCUUUUACUAGAGGAUCCUUUUGCAUGAUUAGAAGCAGCUCUUAAAAGUGUUAAAUAAGUGAGAUGUGACAGAAAACCCCCAGGUGAAACUCUUAAACACAGGAAUAAAGCUCUCACCACUUUUGCUGGGGCAGUAUUUUCCAGCAUGGUGUGCUUUAGAAAAUCCUAUUCAGAACUUGCAAAUGUUUUCAAGGUUAGCAAGGGAUUUGGAGAUCCAAUUUUUGACAAUCUAAAUAUGUGUUAAAGUUUUAGCUAGCCUUGAAACCGUCUCCCUAGAGAUGGAGGUUAGAAAGUGUUAAAAAUACAGAGAGGUGUUGUGCUUGGAUUGUGCAUGCCACACCAGACCCCCAUGAGUUAAUGU